CCGCGACGUGACGUCAUCAGAAGACGUUAAACAUGGCCGACAGUGAGUGGUAGACGGUGAAAGUUAGCAAGAGGCGUUGGUAAAGUCUGGGAACUUCUAAGCGUUUGCUGCUGGUAUUUGGAGUUUGUAGUGCUCUGCAUCAGUAUUUUUAUAUUUGGAUACAUCCCACACCUGAACUGGACAUUCAAGUUCAGUUCAGUUCGUCCGCAAAGGCCUUACUAAACCGGGCACUAGCCCGCAGUGUUAGCCACGUUAGCAGCCGAACCAGCGCCUGCUUUUGUUUUUGUCAGGAGGUAUGCGCUAGAAGGCUACUAUUGUGAGGCCUUUUAGCCUUUUUUUUACGUCGCCUUAUCUCUUAAAAACUACAGCUUUUCUGAACUGAACGGUGUAUUUGUUUAGUCUAACCCCAGAGCUUUUUAUAUUGUACCGCGGGUGGGGUCCAACCCGUCUCGCAGCGUGUUGGCAGUGCUGUUCAUUCAAGGCCAACUUCGCAACAAAGCCAUAGUUCCCAGAAAACUGACGGACACAUACUCGCUUUUGAGUUGCUGGACUGUGCCUGUGUAUGAACAUUACACCCAGGAAACAUGGACCCAAAGCGUGCACACGGAAAACCUCAGUCGAGCGGCGGCGGCGAUGGCAGCAGCGGCGACUCCAGCUGCGGCAGCCCCGCGUCCCCUUCCAGCAGCCCCGCGCCGACAGCCAGCAAAGCCCCGGUGCCCGGAGGCAACGUGUUCGCUAACGACGGCAGCUUCAUGGAGAUGUUCAAGAAGAAGAUGGAGGAGGAGAAGAGGAAAAAGGAGACGCAGCAAACAGGUGGAGACGCGAGAGCCACCGAGCAAGGACAGACAUCAGUGGAAAAGAAGCCCCCUCCCGUGACGAGCUUUGUGGGGAAGCGCAGAGGCGGUGUGUUCCUAAAGACCGGCAUGGUUGCGAAGAAGCAGAAACAGGACACAGACGUUGAGCCAGGCAAGAGCGAUGCUUGGUCAAAGUACAUGGCUGAGGUGAAAAAGUACAAAGCCCACCAGUGUGGCGACGACGAUAAAACCAGGCCUCUGGUCAAGUAGGCUGCUAAAGGUGAACAUGAAAUGACAGCGUUUAAAGUGGGGGGGGAAAAAACCAUCUGGGAGAAGUUCCAGCCAGUCCUGACCUUCUCAUACUGCCAGUAACCAAGUUACCCUUCACAUGAGUCUUUCACAAACUGCUUAGACUGACACACCUUUUCUCCCUUUUUUGUAUUGGUUUUGUCUUUGCUUGUUAUUUGGUGGACGUCAGUGAUUUGAUCUGGUGUCAAAAGGUGUUUCAGAAACUUGACAUUCAUCAUUAUUGUUAAAUCUGUUCAAAUUUGUCAUGUCUGCUUUAUGUUAGAGUUCAGUAAUAAUUUGAUUUAAUAGCCAAAUCAAGGUUUCAAUUAAAUCUACACUGCCUAUUUA
Lates calcarifer (barramundi perch) is the source of this 1430-nucleotide messenger RNA. RefSeq names its product telomerase RNA component interacting RNase (gene trir). The record is from RefSeq and is a predicted model, not a curated record. Gene Ontology annotation, molecular function: 3'-5' exonuclease activity; 5'-3' exonuclease activity. Bases 585 to 1064 code for a protein of 159 amino acids. NCBI's taxonomy places the organism in Eukaryota, Metazoa, Chordata, Actinopteri, Centropomidae. The transcript is spliced from 3 exons.